AUGUCAACGAAGGCAGCCAACACGCAGAGCAGCAAGCAUCAUAGUGUGGUGCCCCCAGUAGAAGCGAACAGCGCCAGGUCGUAUGUGGGGCGCGGCCUUGCCGACCGUCAGGCCCUGUACGCCGAGUCGUUGAGGGACCCCGCACUCUUCUGGAGCAGAGUGGCGGCCGACAACUUCUACUGGGAGAAGCUGUGGCCUGCGGAUAAGGCGGUGCUGGAGUACAACUUUGACAAGAGCAAAGGAAAGGUCUUCAUUCGGUGCUUUGACGGUGCACUAACAAACAUGUGCUACAACGCCCUCGACCGCCACCUCCCACAACACAAGAACCGCGUGUGCUUCUACUGGGAAGGCAAUGCGGUAAAUGAGAGCAGCGUAGUGACGUACGGGAUGAUGCACGAGGCCGUACUGCAGAUCGCGUCUCUGUUGCGGCACCGCUACGGCGUCCGGAAGGGCGACGUCAUCACUCUGUACCUCCCCAUGAUUCCCUUUGCGGUGCAGGUGAUGCUGGCGGUCGCCCGCCUUGGUGCCGUUGUAUCGGUUGUGUUCGCCGGCUUCUCGGCCCAGUCACUCGCCUCACGCAUUCUCGACUCCAGCAGCAAGCUUAUCAUCACUGCAGACGCCUCUUCCCGGGGUGAGAAGCCCAUCCCACUGAAGAAGAUCGUUGACGAGGCACUUGCUGAAUGUGAAGAAGGGGGGCACCACGUUCAGUGUCUUGUUUACGAGCGGCACCAGCGGAAGGAUGUUGCGAUGAAGGAGGGCCGCGAUCUGUGGUACGACGACAUUGCCGCAACGUUGACAGCCCAGCAGGCGGAGGACUGCCCUAUAGAAUGGGUGGGCGCGGAGGACACGCUCUUCAUGCUAUACACCUCCGGUAGCACAGGCAAGCCCAAGGCGCUUCUGCACACUGCGGGCGGAUACAUGGUGUACGCGGCCACCACCUUCAAGUACAGCUUUGACUACCACGAGGACGAUGUGUACUUCUGCACUGCGGAUAUCGGCUGGAUCACGGGGCACUCGUACUUGGUGUAUGGGCCCAUGCUCAACGCUGCCACUUCGGUGCUGUUCGAGGGGUUGCCGACAUACCCCACUACAUCCCGCUGGUGGGAACUUGUUGACAGGUACGGCGUCACAAUAUUCUACACGGCCCCCACCGCUAUUCGCUCCCUCAUGAAGGUAGGUGAGGAGCCCGUGAAAAAGACAUCCCGCAAGACGCUCCGCAUUCUCGGUUCCGUGGGGGAGCCGAUCAAUGUGGAGGCGUGGCGGUGGUUUCACGGUGUGGUCGGUGAGGGCCACGCGGACCUCAUCGACACGUGGUGGCAGACGGAGACCGGCGGCCACCUCAUCACGCCGCUGCCCGGCUGCACACCGCAGAAGCCUGGCAGCGCUUCGCUGCCGUUCUUCGGUGUCGAGCCGGCGCUGCUCGAUCCGGUCACCAACGCGGAGAUCGAGGGNCCGCAGAAGCCUGGCAGCGCUUCGCUGCCGUUCUUCGGUGUCGAGCCGGCGCUGCUCGAUCCGGUCACCAACGCGGAGAUCGAGGGCCCCGGCGAGGGCCUGCUGGUGGUAAAGAAUGCGUGGCCAGGGCAGGCACGCACCAUCUAUGGCGACCACCAGCGCUUCGAGCAGGUGUACUUCCCCGUGAACGGAUACUACAUGACCGGCGACGGUGCACGCCUCGACGAAGACGGCUACUACUGGAUCACCGGCCGCGUGGACGACGUGCUGAACGUCAGCGGUCACCGCAUCGGCACCAGCGAGGUAGAGGACGCCGUGAACACGCACCCCUCUNUUCGAGCAGGUGUACUUCCCCGUGAACGGAUACUACAUGACCGGCGACGGUGCACGCCUCGACGAAGACGGCUACUACUGGAUCACCGGCCGCGUGGACGACGUGCUGAACGUCAGCGGUCACCGCAUCGGCACCAGCGAGGUAGAGGACGCCGUGAACACGCACCCCUCUGUCGUGGAGAGCGCCGUUGUCGGCGUGACGCACGACGUGAAGGGGGAGGGCAUCUACGUCUUUGUCACCUUCCACGAGGGCGUGGAGAUUGA
Messenger RNA from Trypanosoma grayi, 2049 nucleotides. RefSeq names its product acetyl-CoA synthetase. The record is from RefSeq and is a predicted model, not a curated record. Gene Ontology annotation, molecular function: acetyl-CoA synthetase activity. The transcript has a single exon. The coding region runs from base 1 to 2049 and encodes 682 amino acids. Lineage: Eukaryota; Euglenozoa; Kinetoplastea; Trypanosomatida; Trypanosomatidae. Gene Ontology annotation, biological process: acetyl-CoA biosynthetic process.